CGCAAGCGGGCGACUAGGAGGCCAGGCGCGAUGGACUCGGCCUUUCCCGGUGUCCAGGGUCAGGCCCAGCCGCCGCCACCCGAAACGUGGCCGCUGGUUGGCUCCGAGGAGACGCUCUAUGCCUGUCCGGAUUACUACUACCUGCGCGAUUUCCCGGCCUGCGGGGCCGGGCGCAGCAAGGGCCAGACGCGGCGCGAGCGGGAACUGCGCACCAACUGGCGGGUGCCCGGCGGCCACGAGCGCAGGAUCGCGCAGAAGCUCAACGGCCAGCGCCAGCGUCGCCAGCGCCAGCUGCAGCCCCGGCCGCGCACACGUCUCGCCUGAGCGCUGGUGCGUGCGGGCCCGCGCGAGCGCCCUGGUAACGCUCCGGAUACCCAUACCCAAAGGACCUGAUAAAAGUAUUUUCUCUGACUCCAGCUGUAACUGUGGUCCUAACGGGAACAGUCCAUGUUGGUUAACAGAACUUCUUUUCGACAUCGCUUAAGUUCAGUAUCUUUUCCUUACUGAUUGUUAAUUAAGUAACAUCCAAGUGGGUAUGCCUGUUUAGGGUUUUUAAUUAAAAGAGCAGCAAG
Messenger RNA from Kogia breviceps (pygmy sperm whale), 572 nucleotides. The record is from RefSeq and is a predicted model, not a curated record. NCBI's taxonomy places the organism in Eukaryota, Metazoa, Chordata, Mammalia, Artiodactyla, Physeteridae.